UGCCAGAAUAUCUAAAGAAGCUCCUUUCUUUAGAGAGUGAACCUGUAGAUCUGUUGUACAAUCACAAGGGAGGCAUCUCAUCCAUUCCGCGACAGCCCGGUGAUUGCCUCUCUUUCAUAACUGAAGACCUCUCCGUGACGUACAGAGACAUGCUUU
Messenger RNA from Miscanthus lutarioriparius, 156 nucleotides. The record is from the annotation of a GenBank genome assembly. NCBI's taxonomy places the organism in Eukaryota, Viridiplantae, Streptophyta, Magnoliopsida, Poales, Poaceae.